Molecule: messenger RNA, 6902 nt
Organism: Anguilla rostrata (American eel)
Lineage: Eukaryota; Metazoa; Chordata; Actinopteri; Anguilliformes; Anguillidae
Gene: ntn2
Product: netrin 2
Exons: 7
Coding region: 665-2479 (604 amino acids)
Biological process (GO): tissue development; animal organ morphogenesis
Molecular function (GO): protein binding
Source: RefSeq, a predicted model, not a curated record
AGUGUCUAAAAUCUCCGCGCUAAAAGCAUCGAUGCACAUCCUUAUGCUUCCAUUGAUAUCCCUUAGUAUAACUCCUGAACAGUUAGAUCUCUCUCUCUCUCUCUCUCUCUCUCUCUCUCUCUCUCUGUGCGGUUUCGCGUAUGAGCCAAGGGGUGCUUGUGAGCAAUGUUUUCAAAGUCUGGAAUUGAUUUUAAUGGGGAGUAUCCUUUCCCUGUUUUUCAACCUAUGGAUGUAUUUGAGCUUUCUUAGUUGGCUUCAACGUAACAACCGAGUGCAGUUUCUCACCUUGGUGCUGUCUCCCCGUCGCUCAAGACAGCGAAUAGUGACUAUAGCAGUAAAAGCAGUGGGCGUUUGUCAAUGGACGCAUUACUAGAUUAAGGUGCUAGUCGUAUUGUUAAGUAACGUUAGGUCCGUUAGCUGACUUAGAGUACUUUCAUGUAAUCUUAUUGAUACAUUUGUUAUUAUUUUAAUUGUACUGGAUUUUUUGUCGCUGGACUGUGCUUGUUUUCCGUCUUUCAAAGGGAGUGCUUCGGGAUUUGACAAGGGUUUGACUGCAGCGAGAGGCGUCGGGCUGCUGGAGAAGCUCUGCACGGCGAGAAGGUCCCCCCUCUCUCUCUCUCUCUCUCUCUCUCUCUCUCUCCCCCCACGAGCCCCGCACGGCAGGAUGAGUGACGCCUGGAGGUGGCUGCUGGGAGCCUGCCUGCUGGGCGUGGCCUCGGCCGCCGCUCACAGCAGCAACCCGUUCGCGGGCCAGCAGAGCCCGCCGGACCCGUGCUACGAGGACAACGGCGCCGCCCGCCGCUGCAUCCCGGAGUUCAUCAACGCCGCCUUCGGCAAGGAGGUGCAGGUGUCCAGCACGUGCGGCCGGCCGCCGUCCCGCUCCUGCAGCGUGGUGGGGCGCGAGGAGCGGCCCGCCGUGCGCGCCUGCCAGAUCUGCGACGCCUCGGACCCGCGCCGGGCCCGCCCGGCCGCCUACCUCACCGACCUCAACUCGCCCCACAACCUGACCUGCUGGCAGUCGGAGAACCUGCACACCUCGCCGCACAACGUGACGCUGACGCUCUCGCUCGGCAAGAAGUUCGAGAUCACCUACGUCAGCCUGCAGUUCUGCUCGCCCCGCCCCGAGUCGCUGGCCAUCUUCAAGAGCAUGGACUACGGCAAGAGCUGGACGCCCUACCAGUUCUACUCCUCGCAGUGCCGGCGUGUCUACGGCCGGCCCAACAAGGCGGCCAUCACCAAGCAGAACGAGCAGGAGGCGCUGUGCACCGACGGGCACACGGACCUCCACCCCGUCUCCGGGGGGCUCAUCGCCUUCAGCACGCUCGACGGCCGGCCCUCGGGGAAGGACUUCGACAGCAGCCCCGUCCUGCAGGACUGGGUGACCGUCACGGACAUCCGCGUGGUCUUCAGCCGGCCGCAGCUGGCCGCGGCGGGCCGGGAGGAGGAGCCCGGGGCGUCGCCGGCGACCAUGCCGCCCUACUUCUACGCCGUGGGCGACUUCCAGGUGGGCGGGCGCUGCAAGUGCAACGGCCACGCCUCCCGCUGCCUGAAGGACAAGGAGGGCAAGCUGGUGUGCGACUGCAAGCACAGCACCGAGGGGCCCGAGUGCGACCGCUGCAAGCCCUUCCACUACGACCGGCCCUGGCAGAGGGCCAGCGCCCGCGAGGCCAACGAGUGUCUGCCGUGUAACUGCAACCUGCACGCCCGGCGCUGCCGCUUCAACAUGGAGCUCUACAAGCUGUCCGGGAGGAAGAGCGGCGGCGUGUGCAUGAACUGCCGCCACAACACCGCCGGCCGCCACUGCCACUACUGCAAGGAGGGCUUCUACAGAGACCUGGCCCGGCCCAUCACGCACCGCAGGGCCUGCAAAGCUUGUGACUGCCACCCAGUGGGAGCUGCCGGCAAGACAUGCAACCAGACGACGGGCCAGUGCCCCUGCAAGGACGGGGUGACGGGCAUCACCUGCAACCGCUGCGCCAAGGGCUACCAGCAGAGCCGCUCGCCCGUGGCGCCCUGCAUCAAGAUCCCGGUGGUGAACCCCACUGCAGUGGUUAGCAGCACUGAGGAGCCUGCAGAUUGCGAGUCUUACUGCAAACCAGUGAAGGGUAAUCUGAAGAUCAACAUGAAGAAAUACUGCAAGAAGGACUAUGCGGUGCAAGUCAACGUACUGGACAUGGAGACAGUCGGAGACUGGGCCAAGUUUUCGGUCAACGUCAUGGCCGUCUACAAGAGCCGCGGGGAGCCGCUGAAAAGGGGCGACCACUUCCUGUGGAUCCACAUGAAGGACCUGGCCUGCAAGUGCCCCAAAAUCCAGAUGAGCAAACGCUUCCUGGUGAUGGGCACCAGCGAGAGCGGGGCCGAGCGGGCGGGGCUGCUGGCCGACAAGAACAGCCUGGUCAUCCAGUGGCGGGACGUUUGGACGCGACGGCUGCGAAAGUUCCAACGCAAAGAGAAGAAGGGCAAGUGCAGCAAGGCAUGAUGGGAGAACACCCCCCUCCCCAUUCCCAACACGCCCAGGAGCACCGCACAUACAGAGACUGCAUGUAUCUUGCUCGUUUUAAGGACCACUUUGUGUAUAUUGUAUUAUUAUUUUUUCCUUUUUUUGUGUUUUUCAUUUGCGUGUGACUUUCUUUUUUUAUUGGUCUGCCUUGAAAAGGGACCGUUAAAAAGGGUACAACGUGUAAACGAGAGCUGAUGCCAUUCUCUGUCUUGAUAAUGACAGCAAAGUGUCCACUUUUGUCCUCCCAGAUUACUUAUCCAUGUCAUGCUUUUUGCCAAAGCAUGCUACAGUGAUUCAUUUUUUCCCUACAACAAUGAAUGAUAAAGAGACUGAUUUUGGUUUCAGCCAUCUCCUUUGUAGUCACCAGUAAUUGUCCCACAGCUUCCCUGAUCCUAGCACCUUUGUUCCACCAUUUUGCCAUAGAGUACAGUGAAAAUUCAUCGAUCAUCCUCAUUUAUAUCUCAUCUGAAGACCUUUCAUUCUUCCAGCAUAGUGGACUCUUUGAAAGAUGAAUCCCAUAGGACUGUGUUGUCUUGCAAUGCUCUUUUAAUGCAGAACUGGCACUCUGCCUCAGACUUUUCUCAUGACAAGUGCUGUCCUUGUGUUGUGUGUACCCUUCCCAUGAGCCACAGCAGCUAGCAGGCUGCACUCUAUGCUGCUCACAACAAUAAACCAUUGCUGUACCCAUUCCUGCUCCUUGCUGGGGCUUUUACGGAUCUGAUUGGUAGCCUCAACUGUCUAUCAUGUUGCUCAGAUGACAUCUACAGCAUCACAGCUACGCAGCUCUAGAACAACUCCCUUGUUAUUGGAAACCCGGAAAAGAUGUCGUAUCCACUGCCUUUCGACAGGAGAACCUUGAGAAUCGUCAGAGUGGUCAAAGUUCCUCCUCCACUUUUUCCUUUGACUUUGGCCUCUGUUGUACACCAUGCAGAAGAGUGGUAUGGAAAGACUAAUUUCAGCAAGAAGCAUUUACAGCUGCAUAAAUCUCGCCUCUAUUCAUCCGACCGUAUUACAUGAAGUAACCUGGCUAGAAGAGGGUUCCGAGCUCCUUGAUUGUAUUGCAAAGAGCCAGAGGUUCAGUCUUUGAGGGUUCAGGAGAAUGGCUUUGGUUUUGCAGAUUGUGCUUAUGCAGCUGUUUAAGAAACACAGUAAAGUAGAAAAAUGACAGUGGUAACUUUUCCUUUCCCCCAGUAUCUGUUUUUAAAAUGAAUUACAAAACAAGAAUCACGUCACAAUAGACUCAAGUAUAAAACGAUCUUUUCCUUGAAGGUUUUUUGUUUGUUUGUUUCAUUUUUAAGCUAAUUAAAAAUGUAUUUUAAAAACAAGAAUGUAAACAGAAUGUAUGCAUGUUCCAAAAUAGCCAGCUAUUAGCAUGCCUACAGUAAUAUUUUAUGCUAUUAGUUUACUAUUUUGGCUGGAGUGUGCUGUUUGGUUCAUCAUAUUUCCUGGCCCUUCUCAAGCACACUUUCCUACCACCUUGUCAGCUCUCUGAUCCUGUGUGCUUUGUCUUAGAUGUUUGAUAGUAGUGAUGGGAGCAGGCAGACUCCUUCCGUGUCGUGUGUGUCUUGUUUAUUUCCUAAAGAAUGUAUAUAAAAAGGAAAAAUGUAAAAUCGCAUAGAAAACACACAUUUUGAUUGUACUGCCUUCAGUGAGAUUAUAUUGUUUUGCCAAGUAUUUGGACCGGCUUACUGUGAUAUGCCCACGUGUAAGUCAGUGCGUUAUAUUUUACUGGAACAAAGGUUCAGUUGAUCAGGAAUAUAUUGUGGGCAACCGGUAUGAGUCACAUUGAACAUGUGAACAUUUUUUAGGGGUGCAGACAAUUUGUUCAAUAUUUGAGGUGAUUGUUACAUUAGCACCACACUCUCUCCAGAUUGGUAAUGCCAAACCCAGUCUCUAACCAAAGCGUAGCUUACAGAGCCAUCAAGAGUGCAUCAGCCAUCCCGUAAACACUGAAGGACUACUGCUAACAUUUCAGGAGUUGUAGUCUCUGUAUCCAGCUUGAGGACAGGCUUACUGCCAUGGAAUUUAAUGAAUGCAGAACCAAAUGACAGAUUAUUUAUGUAUUGUCUUUCCAUGACUAACAGUCUGACAGAUAGUAUUACAGUAGCAGUCAUUCACUAUGGUGGUAUCAUGAGUUAUGAGUUACACAGCUGUCAUGCAGGAAUGUCACAGUAACACUUCCAAAUGGAUUUCCUGAUUCAGCACAUUGUAUACUGACUUACUCAUGGGCAUAAGCAGUGCCUGUUCAUUUGCUCUUGGACAUCAGAGGCUUAAAUAUAAACAGUGUAGCAAAAAAAACCUACUUUUUUAUUUGUUUUUGUUUUUCUUCAUUAUUGUGCCACCCAGAAUAUUGGAAUAAAAGCCGAAAUCUACCCCAGAAGGGCAAAUGUGUGUAGAAAUGUGAUGCUUCACCAUGUUCCACACUGCUGCUGUAGACACCUGUUGUUUAGACUAAACCAGAGCCAGAAAACUGGGCAGUUUAAUUGAGAACUUAACAAGUUUUCUUAAAACGUGUUCCCCCCCACUUGUAUUUGUAACAUUCACAGGUGUGUGUGCCUCAUUAAAAACCAGGAUAAAAAUCACCAUGCGAGGCAGAUGACAAGUUGGCAAGGAAAAUGUAGUGGGCUUGUUCAAACACCAGAGGUGCAGUUUUUGUGUCAACAGGAUACAUAUGUGAAGUAAAAUUAUUUAUCGGUCCAUAUGAAUUCCGUGUACAGUGUUAAACAAAUAGUUUUUUCUCUACAAAUGUAUUGAAAUUAACUUGAGUCAUAAGAGCUGGACGAGAUAAAGAAAGGACAGAUUAGAGCAAGAUAUCAGCCUUGUACAGUGAAGAACAAACAUCAAUAUCUCAGUGCAGACACCCAACAUUAGGGGGAGAAACAUGAAACAAAUGGCAAGAGGCUGUUGGAUAUUGAGCUUUAAUGAAGAAAAUCUUUCAGGGGUUAUGCACAGGAAAUGGGUAAAAUACAGGCUUAGCAGUGCUCAGCAUCGCCUGAUGUUUUGUCUAUUGUGGGCAGUCUGUGUUUAUGACUCACCUUAUGCUUAAUAGCCUAAACAUUCCAGUUGGAUCCUCUGUUGUUCCAGGGUUGGGGCUUCUCUCUGCCAUUCGUGAAAUGGUGUAUGAAGUCGGCGAUCUGUGGAAGUAGCUUGCAUGUCUUCUCGUAGGAGUGUGGUUAUGUCCCUUUGACCAGAAUGUGGUUUAUGGUUUAAGCUCAGAAAGGAGACAUUUCAUUAGGAGCUCAGACAGGCCAGUUGUAUGGUGAAGUUACAACCUGGAAAGUACUACCUUGGCUUUCAGAAGUAAUUAUACAUACAGUAGCACAAUUGUUACAAACCGCAGAAGUGUUUCCAGUUGGGGAAAAGCUUCCCCAUCUUAAAUGUACAAAGAUUUAUGUCCACUAUUGAGGCAGUCAUGAAGCUUUGGCACAGUGUUUUGUACCUUUUCGGAUGUGUUUGCUGAAUCCGACUAUAUAGCAUCUCAGAUGUGCACUCAAUAUAGAAGAAACUAUUAUGCAAUUUUAUCAAAAACAUGAGCUAAGAAGACCGUGUUGGAACCAACCUGACACUUUGAUGUACCACAGAUGCAAUAGGCAAUAUAGGGAACAACGACACAUCAGGCUGACGUUUUUCGUACUUUUAGCUUGAUUCUAAGUUUCUCUUUGUGACUGAGAUUAUAACUUUGCUGUUAUGUCUGUAAUGUUGUAAAUAUGUACUGCUAUUAACUUUUCCAUUUUGUUUUUGUGAAGCACAUUUCUGUCUUAACAAUGGAAGAGACGGUCCUAGUCACCAUGUCAACAAAGACACGAGGACAGAAGGAAGUGGGGAGCUGUCUGCUUCUCUGUCCUCUCACUUUUAACUUGUCUGCAAAUAUCCUGUUAACUGAGCAUUGGUAAUUCUGUCUCUGCCAUUGUUGGAGCUAAAGGUGUUAUGAUUUGCUGUCUCGUUACAUUCAGGUGUGAGGGGUGUGGCCAAAAGCUGAAUAUCCGUAGCUUAAAUACCAGUGUGGACAGUACCGGAACCUCAUUUGUCUGUCCAAAGCCUCGUAGAUACAGAGGUGCGAAGGCCAGAAGGAACACAGAGCUGACUGCCUCCUGUUUUUCGUCUCUGAGUUGUCCCCCCCGGGGAACAGACCACGCCCGCUGCCCACUUCCCCCCAGAGGACAGCUCUGAGUUCCUUCACACCUCCCCUAUGCCAUGGACAAUUGCUAGCAGCCCCAUGUCACAUCAUUAUAACCACAGUGGAGUGGAAGUUUCAUCUGUCUCUGGCCCCCGACUGGACAAAUGGAUCUUUCUUCUCUGUCCCUGUAUCGGUCACCUUUAUUUCAUCUUUGUAAAGUUCUUUCCUGAUGCAAUGACCACUGACUUUUUAAUCAUAAACAAAAAAUAAAUUAUUAGUUAAUGA